Messenger RNA from Lotus japonicus, 2290 nucleotides. Its product is annotated as protein NRT1/ PTR FAMILY 8.1-like. Gene Ontology annotation, biological process: oligopeptide transport; transmembrane transport. The transcript is spliced from 5 exons. The coding region runs from base 415 to 2148 and encodes 577 amino acids. Gene Ontology annotation, molecular function: tripeptide transmembrane transporter activity. Gene Ontology annotation, cellular component: membrane. The record is from RefSeq and is a predicted model, not a curated record. NCBI's taxonomy places the organism in Eukaryota, Viridiplantae, Streptophyta, Magnoliopsida, Fabales, Fabaceae.
CUUUACCUGUGAUUUCCCUCUCUCAAUUUCUCACCUUCGCGUUACCGGAGAGCCGUUGAUGGAUUACGACGACGUUAAUCUGAUCGUGAUCCAUCUCCGGAGCCCAACAACCGCAACGAUUACGAGGAAGACGUCGAUGAUUGGCACAACCGUGAGCGAUCUCAGUCUCCGGCUCCGGGGUACGACAAUGAUUCCUCGAGGUGGCAGCCCAGGAAGAGGCUCAUCAAGAAGAGCGCGCCGGGUCUGGAGGUGGAGGUGGAGGAGGAGGAGAAUUUUCCGGUGAGGUCUGAAGAGUGGGACGGGAGGAAGAGGAAGAAGGAGAAGGAUGGUGGCUGCUGGAAGUUGCAAAUGCUUAUAACAGAAUCCUGCAGAUAGACAUUCAUAGGCAACAAAGAGAACAAAAACUAGCAAACUAUGCCUGAUAUUGCUAAGAAACAUGACACGGUAGAAGAUGACUUGUAUACAAAAGAUGGGACAAUCAACAUCAAUAAACAACCUGCCAACAAGAAAGAGACUGGAGAUUGGAAAGCAUGCCGUUAUAUUCUCGGAAAUGAAUGUUGCGAAAGAUUGGCAUACUAUGGCAUGAAAAUGAACCUAGUGAACUAUCUCCAGGAACGCUUCCACCAAGGAAAUGCAACUGCUGCAAGAAAUGUCACAACCUGGGCUGGGACAUGCUACCUCACUCCAUUGCUUGGAGCCUUUUUAGCUGAUUCAUACUUGGGGAGAUACUGGACAAUUGCCAGUUUCUCAACUAUCUAUGUUAUUGGAAUGACACUUUUCACAUUUUCAGCUAUUUUGCCCGGACUAAAGCCUUCAUGUGAUGGUGAUAGUUGCCAUCCAACGUCAGGACAAACUGCAGCUUGCUUUAUAGCACUCUACUUGAUUGCUCUUGGAACUGGUGGUAUCAAACCAUGUGUCUCGUCUUUUGGUGCUGACCAAUUUGAUGACAAUGAUGAGACUGAGAGGAAAAAGAAGAGCUCUUUCUUCAAUUGGUUUUACUUCUCAAUCAAUAUUGGCGCACUCGUUGCUUCGUCUGUGUUAGUUUGGAUACAGACGAAUGUCGGAUGGGGAUGGGGUUUUGGAGUACCUGCAGUUGCAAUGGUCAUUGCGAUUAUAUUUUUCUUCAUCGGUAGUCGAAGGUAUAGGAUUCAACUUCCUGGAGGCAGCCCCCUUACAAGGAUUUGUCAAGUUCUAGUUGCAGCAUCAAGGAAUUUUAAAGUCCAAGUGCCAGAAAACGAGUCUCUUCUCUACGAGACAGCUGAUGCAGAAUCUAACAUCAUAGGGAGUCGCAAACUUGAACACACUACUAAAUUAAAGUGUUUAGAUAAGGCAGCAGUAGCAACAGAAUCUGACAGCAUUAAGGAUCUGCCAAACCCAUGGAGAAUCUGCACAGUAACACAAGUUGAGGAACUCAAGUCUUUCAUUUGUUUGCUCCCAGUUUGGGCAUCACUGAUUGCCUUUGCAACCGUAUACGGUCAAAUGGGCACCAUGUUUGUGUUACAAGGCAACACAAUGGACCAGCACAUUGGCCCUCACUUCAAAAUUCCAUCAGCAUCCCUCUCCCUCUUUGACACCCUCAGCGUCAUCUUCUGGGCUCCUUUGUAUGACCGUAUCAUUGUCCCCUGUGCGAGAAAGUUCACGGGCCACGAACUGGGAUUUACGCAACUUCAAAGAAUAGGCAUUGGCCUCGUCAUCUCCAUCAUCUCCAUGACCGUUGCCGGCAUUUUAGAGGUUGUUCGCCUCAACAUAGUCCGGAAAAACAACUACUAUGAUCUUGAAACCAUCCCAUUGUCAAUCUUCUGGCAAGUCCCUCAGUAUAUUCUUGUAGGAGCCGCAGAGGUUUUCACAAACAUUGGCCAGAUGGAGUUCUUCUAUGGUGAGGCGCCUGAUGCUAUGAGAAGUUUGUGUUCUGCUCUCUCACUCACAACUAAUGCCUUGGGAAAUUAUGUGAGCACUUUGCUUGUUAUUAUUGUAACGAAAGUCACCACAAGCAGUGGAAGUCUUGGUUGGAUUCCAGAUAACAUGAAUAGAGGCCAUCUUGACUACUUCUACUGGCUUUUGACCGUUCUGAGCUUGCUUAACUUCCUGGUGUAUCUCUGGAUUGCUAAGAGGUAUACAUACAAAAAGGUGGCAGGAAAUGCUCAAUGAGAUGUUGCUGCCAAGUUUCACAACUUCAUUUGCUCAAUAUUUUAGUAUAUUGAUAAAUCAACUGUUGAUAUUUAAUAUAUAUGGAUUUUUAAUCAAGUGUGGAUUUUUAAUCUUUCUCCAAAGUCAAUUCCGUGCUUUAUAA